This is a messenger RNA of Aspergillus homomorphus CBS 101889, 686 nucleotides long. RefSeq lists its product as uncharacterized. The transcript has a single exon. Bases 149 to 583 code for a protein of 144 amino acids. NCBI's taxonomy places the organism in Eukaryota, Fungi, Ascomycota, Eurotiomycetes, Eurotiales, Aspergillaceae. The record is from RefSeq and is a predicted model, not a curated record.
UAGUUCUAGGGAUUAUUGACCUGCAAAUGGGUAUGCUGCUUCCCCCGCGGCGCUGGGUGGCCCGCAAUGAGGGUAAACUCAAUCAUGGACUGUCUUAGAUUCUCACCCAGGGCCAGACCUCAUGGGCACUGAUUAAUACACCCGAUCCAUGACCUUUUCUCGUCCUUUGAUUUCCCCUUUCAACAUUUCUACUUUCUCUCUCAGCUGGCUCCUGGGAACCCCAUUCUGCGCAAGUCUCUCUGAUUUGCAAACUGCGGCAGCACGUUCUCUGACGUGGUCGUGCAGACCCAGCUCAACCGAUUUCCUUUCUCCCUGCCUGCAGUUAGCCACCGGCGACGUCUCCGGGCUGUGGCGCAGUGGGUGCAUCUGCCCGCCGGCUCAAGUAUACCCGCGGUCAAUUGGAGAUUUUUGGUUGUCGUCGCUCAAAUCCUAUUUACUCAGCGACCAGAAUUCUACUUCAAAUUUUCUUUUGGUGAAGGCAGAUUUUUAUUUCAUGCUCAAUGUAAGAACUUGUUUAGUACAUCGCUCUGUGCCCGACUAUAUCGUUGUGCUCUUAGAUUCCCCGCCGCGCGUCGAUUCGUGAAUCUUUACCUUCCUCAUAUAAGCAGCGCCAUAAUUGUUACCUUUGCUAUCUCUUGUAGGGCGUCAUGAUACGUCCUGCCGGUGUAAGUGAUUAUCGGCUAUCU